Molecule: messenger RNA, 598 nt
Organism: Sipha flava (yellow sugarcane aphid)
Lineage: Eukaryota; Metazoa; Arthropoda; Insecta; Hemiptera; Aphididae
Exons: 2
Coding region: 20-580 (186 amino acids)
Source: RefSeq, a predicted model, not a curated record
UGUGCCCAGAGUCACCGCGAUGAUGUGCCACCGAAUCGCAGCUCUCCUGAUCGUCGGAUCCGGCGUGUCGUCCGCGUUCGUACAAUCCUCCAACCAGCAGUCCAGCCAUCAAUCGCAGUCCAGUUACAGCAGCGGCUCGUCACAUCAAAGUGGCCAUUCCUACAGCUACACCAGUAAAUCGGUCCGCGGUCCAGGCUACAGUUACAGUUACAGUUACUCCGAUGGCGGGUCGCCGCUGUUCUUGCCCAUAUACGCUUCGGAAUUCCACACGUACACGCCGCUGUUCCUCCCGUUGAUCGACUUUGACCUGGACUUCGACCUGGACGACAUCGACGAUUUAGACUUUUUAAUCGACACCGACCUGGACUUGGAUUUGGACCUGGACUUCCCCGGCCUCGAGUACGGUCUCGGUUACGUGGGCAAAUACGGACACUUGUACAGAAUACCGAGGUACGGGCUGUCCCGGUUGUACAACAAUCUCGACGGAGAUUUGGAUUUUUGGAAUUACGGAGGACGUUACGGAUACUCCGACUUGAACAGCCCAUCGUUGUUCGGAUCAUUACUAAGUUUUUUCAAAUAAACAGCUGAUAGCAAAACA